Pseudozyma flocculosa PF-1 is the source of this 1962-nucleotide messenger RNA. RefSeq lists its product as uncharacterized. Gene Ontology annotation, molecular function: iron-sulfur cluster binding; electron-transferring-flavoprotein dehydrogenase activity. The coding region runs from base 1 to 1962 and encodes 653 amino acids. The record is from RefSeq and is a predicted model, not a curated record. Gene Ontology annotation, biological process: electron transport chain. Gene Ontology annotation, cellular component: mitochondrial inner membrane. Lineage: Eukaryota; Fungi; Basidiomycota; Ustilaginomycetes; Ustilaginales; Ustilaginaceae. The transcript has a single exon.
AUGCUGGCAUCAAGGGCCGCCACCGCCACUCCGGCACGCCUCGUCUCCGCCGUCCGCCACGCUCUACCUCGCGGGGCGCCUUCCUCUUCCACAGCAGCAGCUACGAGGUCGCUGUCGAGCUACACACGGACGGCGCUGCCGGGAUCCACCUCUUUUGCAGCACGUCCGACCCCCAACAUCGCCUCGCGAGGCUUCAAGAGCUCCCCGCUGUCUCGGAGAGCCGUGCCCGCUGACGAGGUCGACGAACCGUUCGACCUCGCCAAGGUCGAGCGCGUCGCCGAUGAGGCCGAUGUCGUGAUUGUCGGUGGCGGGCCCUCGGGCCUCAGCGCCGCCAUCAAGAUUAAGCAGCUGGCCGAGCAGAGGGGCGAGGAGAUCCGCGUCGUCGUGCUCGAAAAGGGCCCCGAGGUGGGCAACCACAUCCUCUCGGGUGCCGUCAUCGAGCCCCGGGCCCUCGAGGAGCUCUUCCCGGACUGGAAGGAGAUGGGCGCGCCGCUCAACCAGCCGGCGCUGCAGGACCAGAUGCGCUUCCUCACGCCGACGGGCUCGUUCCCGAUGCCCCACCCGCCACAGAUGUCCAACAAGGGCAACUACAUUGUGUCGCUGUCGCGCGUCACUGCGUGGCUCGGCGAGCAGGCCGAGGCCGCCGGCGUCGAGAUCUACCCCGGCUUCGCGGCGUCGUCGCCCAUCUGGGAGACGGACGCGAGCGGCAAGAAGAUCGGGCUCAAGGGCGUCGUGACCAACGAGAUCGGCCUCAACAAGGAGCGCCAGCCCAAGGACAGCUUCGAGCCCGGAAUGGAGUUCCACGCGCCCAUCACCCUGUUUGCCGAGGGCGCCCACGGCUCCAUGACGCAGAAGAUGAUCCGCGAGCUCGGCCUGCGCGACGCCGUCGGUGCCGACCCGCAGACGUACGGCCUCGGCGUCAAGGAGGUGUGGCGGGUCAAGCCCGAGAAGCACCAGGCGGGCCUCGUCACCCACACCAUGGGCUGGCCGCUCGACACCAAGACGUACGGCGGCUCGUGGACGUACCACAUGGAGGACAACAUGGUCUCGAUCGGCCUCGUCGUCGGCCUCGACUACCAGAACCCACACCUCAGCCCGUUCCGCGAGUUCCAGCGGAUGAAGCACCACCCCUUUUUCAAGGAUCUGCUCGAGGGUGGCGAGUGCCUCGCCUAUGGCGCGCGCACGCUCAACGAGGGCGGCUACCAGUCGAUCCCCAAGGUCCACUUCCCCGGCGGUGCGCUGCUGGGCUGCGCCGCCGGCUUCCUCAAUGUGCCCAAGAUCAAGGGCACGCACAACGCCAUGAAGAGCGGCAUCCUGGCCGCCGAGGCCGUCGUCGACGCGCUGGCCAAGCGCACCGAGUCGGGCUCCUCGGACCAGAUCGACCUGGCCGAGUACAAGGCCAAGCUCGACGACAGCUACGUCAUGAAGGAGCUGUACGAGGUGCGCAACAUCCGCCCCAGCUUCCACAACCCGCUCGGGCUCUGGGGCGGCAUCGCCUACUCGGGCGUCGACUCGCUGCUGCUCAAGGGCCGCACGCCCUGGACCUUCCGCCACGUCGGCGAGGACCACGCCCAGACCAAGCCGGCGUCGCAGUGCGAGCCGAUCGAGUACCCCAAGCCGGACGGCAAGCUGUCGUUUGACAUCCUCACAUCCGUCUCGCGCACGGGCACCAACCACGCCGAGGACCAGCCGGUGCACCUCGUCGUCAAGGAGGGCGACUACAAGGGCCACGUCGAGCGCAACGUCGGCGUCUACGACGGUCCCCUCGGCCGCGCCUGCCCCGCCGGCGUGUACGAGUACGUCGACGCCGACGAGGGCGGAGAGCACGCCCUCGGCAAGAAGCUCGUCAUCAACUCGCAGAACUGCAUCCACUGCUACACCUGCAGCAUCAAGACGCCCGAUCAGAGCAUCCGCUGGGACGUGCCCGAGGGCGGAGGCGGCCCCAAGUACUCGAUGACCUGA